Molecule: messenger RNA, 1626 nt
Organism: Mugil cephalus (flathead mullet)
Lineage: Eukaryota; Metazoa; Chordata; Actinopteri; Mugiliformes; Mugilidae
Product: tetraspanin-8-like
Exons: 9
Coding region: 150-893 (247 amino acids)
Cellular component (GO): membrane
Source: RefSeq, a predicted model, not a curated record
CAGCCUCCUCAUCCUGCACAUCACAGUGACGUCCUGUGCGGAUACAUUGGAUGGAUGUCCUCUUAAUGCUACGGUACCGGACCCAGCAGCCUUAAUAUUUCCUCUAUGUAAAAGGGCGUUUGGAAGCCUGGGAGAGCAGCAGCGGCAGCAUGCAGCGGAGCGCAGUGGUCGUGGUGGCGGACAAAACGAGCCUGAAGAGGCCGUUUAUUUUUGUAAAUUCCGUGCAUAUGGCGCUAUGCUUCUUCAUGCUGACAAUGGCAAUAGCUUGGCACCGAGACCCUAUACAAACUGGCAAAAUUGUGUCCAGCGUUUCUGUAAUGGCAAUGCUCUCAGUGAUCGGUGUCAUUGGAGCCUGUAGGGGAAAAAGAUGGUGUUUGAUUCUGUAUGCAUCUGGGAUGGCAAUAGCCAGUCAAACAAUAAUUGUGAGAACAGCACUAAGUUACCAGGAUGUUUAUGAGAAGCGAGUGGCCCGUGAGGAGGCCAAGCUGCUCUCCAUGAUGCCACUCAGUGGAAUAAGCAAAGCCAACAGGACGCUGUUGUACAGAAUUCAAGAGGAAUUUGAAUGCUGUGGUCUUAUUGAGGGCUACAAAGACUGGGGCGCUUCCAUCCCUGCUUCCUGUAACUGCCAAUAUCCAGGAAAAUGUAUUCGACUACGGGGCAGUGCCACGCUUGGAGCUCCAAAGAACCAGUAUGUUUAUCAAGAGCCUUGCCUACCGAUCUAUGUUUCCGAACUGAAGCGUGCAUUCUCACUGGUGAUGGCAAUACAGUUUGGAAGUGGAGUGUUUUGGAUGGUUCUACUUGUCAUGAGCAUCAAACUAAUAGGACAAAUAAGAAGGAAACAGGAGUUCUUGGCUCUUCUCCAGUCCAACAGAUACGUUCCCGGUGCUUUCUAGUCACCUACCUGACACUUCCGGUUACUCACAAGCAUACCUGGUUUGAAUUUGCACAUAAAGCUGUAUAACCAUAAGCUGACUAUUUUGUGCUAUAGCAGAAUAUGUUAUGAUUUUCUACAUGUUAAUGCAUGUAACUGAUGUUUAAACAAUAAUCCACACGCACAGUCAAUUUCAAACUACUAUUGUUUGCCUUACUGCUGUAAAGAAAAAAAAGCAUUUUAAUGAGAUUAACCAAUCUUUAAUAAUCAUAACUUUUUCACAUUCCUUUGCCACAUCUAAAUAAUUGUGUUACAACUCAUCCAUUUUAUUUAAGUAACAUAUCCUGGCAAUGUUUUAUUUGCAACAAGAGUUUUCUUGUUUUGAAUAUAUGCUGUUAUUAUUCAUAUCCAUUUCUAUCACACCUGGAGAGGCCAGUUAGUAUUUAUAGAGAAAGAUGUUCAUUUAAUUACAUUUGUGUCAUUGAAAACCAACAGAAAAAUAAUUAUUUUACAUUAGGGGCACAACAGUUUAAUGGGUUUAAAGUGUUAAUUGUGAAGAUUUUCAUUUUUAAAAAAUGCUUGAUAAGUCACUAUCUGUAGCCAAAAGAGGUACAAUUCUUAUAUAGUAUAGAGGGUAUGCAUUGAUGUCACUGCUGCUUGGGCCCACGCCCCCCUGAGUGGCAAAAACAUGGUGAAAUGUAUCAGUAAAUACAGCGAGACCUGGAAAAAUGUGGAUCAGAUCAAAUUAAGGACAA